Nematolebias whitei (Rio pearlfish) is the source of this 840-nucleotide messenger RNA. Its product is annotated as growth arrest-specific protein 1. Gene Ontology annotation, biological process: regulation of cell cycle. NCBI's taxonomy places the organism in Eukaryota, Metazoa, Chordata, Actinopteri, Cyprinodontiformes, Rivulidae. The coding region runs from base 1 to 753 and encodes 250 amino acids. The transcript has a single exon. The record is from RefSeq and is a predicted model, not a curated record.
AUGAGAUGUGGGCGCGCUUCGCUGGCUCUCCUCCUCCCCUGGCUGCUGCUGCCGCUGCUGGGCACAAGCUUGGACGCCCAGCUCAUCUGCUGGCAAGCGCUCUUCCGGUGCCACGGCGAGCCCGAGUGCGAGCUCGCCUACAACCAGUACCUGGCGGCGUGCGAGGGGAACCUCCGGGGGACCAGGAGGCAGUGUCCGAGCCACUGCAUCAACGCGCUCAUCAGGCUGAACAGCACGCGCAGCGGGCCCGACCUGGAGACGUGCGACUGCGCCAAGGACCAGGACUGCCACAGCUCCAAGCGGGCCAUCGAGCCGUGCCUGCCCCGCAGACACCCGAGCGACGCCGGGGGCAUCGGCUGCAUGGAGGCCCGCCAGCGCUGCGAGGAGGACAGCGGCUGCCACACCUCCCUCACCGCCUACCUGUCACACUGCGGACAGCUGUUCAACGGCAGGAAGUGCUCGUCCAAAUGCAAAGCCACCAUCCAGCAGAUGCUGUUCAUCCCGAACGGCAUGCUGCUGAACCGCUGCGUGUGCGACGGCGAGGAGAGGCCCUUCUGUGAAGUGGUCAAGGAGAACAUGAGCAAACUGUGCUCCAUGGGAGACCACAGCGUCUCGGACCAGCCUGAGCUCGAUGACUUCUAUGAGGAUGAGGACUAUGAUCCCAGCAGGGAGGAGGGUUACACCGAGAGUUGCUCUGAUUCCCACAGGUUGUCCAGCUGCAUGGUGCUCCUGCUCCUCGGGGUUUUAUUCUGAAAGGAUGUAUGAAUGAACACCUGGGAGCAGCCCCAAAAUGUUUAGAGAUAGAUGCACCAACCUUCUCCUCUCUCACUGCUGAGCCCG